UGAUGAGAAGCGCAACCGGGCCAUCACGGCCCGCAGACAGCACCUGAAGAGCGUGAUGCUGCAGAUCGCGGCCACGGAGCUGGAGAAGGAGGAGAGCCGCCGCGAGACAGAGAAGCAGAACUACCUGGCGGAGCACUGCCCCCCGCUGCACAUCCCCGGCUCCACCACGGAGGUGCAGGAGCUCUGCAAACAGCUGCACGCCAAGAUCGACACGGCCGAGGAGGAGAAGUACGACAUGGAGGUGAAGGUGCAGAAGAGCACCAAGGAGCUGGAGGACAUGAACCAGAAGCUGUUCGACCUGAGAGGCAAGUUCAAGCGGCCGCCGCUGAGAAGGGUGCGCAUGUCGGCCGACGCCAUGCUCAAGGCGCUGCUGGGCUCCAAGCACAAGGUGUGCAUGGACCUGCGGGCCAACCUGAAGCAGGUCAAGAAGGAGGACACCGAGAAGGAGCGGGACCUGCGCGACGUGGGAGACUGGAGGAAGAACAUCGAGGAGAAGUCCGGCAUGGAGGGCCGGAAGAAGAUGUUCGAGUCCGAGUCCUAGGCCCCCCGCCCCCCGCCGCGCCCUGCCCGCGGCCAGCAGAGCGAGCUGCGGGAAGGACCGGCUCGUCGUGGCUGUCAAUAAAGACUCGCGGUUCCGC
This is a messenger RNA of Pteronotus mesoamericanus, 638 nucleotides long. RefSeq names its product troponin I2, fast skeletal type (gene TNNI2). Gene Ontology annotation, cellular component: troponin complex. Gene Ontology annotation, biological process: skeletal muscle contraction; cardiac muscle contraction. The record is from RefSeq and is a predicted model, not a curated record. The transcript has 6 exons. Lineage: Eukaryota; Metazoa; Chordata; Mammalia; Chiroptera; Mormoopidae. The coding region runs from base 56 to 541 and encodes 161 amino acids.